This is a messenger RNA of Neohortaea acidophila, 2547 nucleotides long. RefSeq lists its product as uncharacterized. The record is from RefSeq and is a predicted model, not a curated record. Lineage: Eukaryota; Fungi; Ascomycota; Dothideomycetes; Mycosphaerellales; Teratosphaeriaceae. The transcript has 2 exons. The coding region runs from base 1 to 2547 and encodes 848 amino acids. Gene Ontology annotation, molecular function: nucleic acid binding; ATP binding.
AUGGCGCACAAUACCCGAGCUCUUGCUCAGCAGCCUCUUGGCCGUAAUGUUAACCCCAACGCUCUCAUCGAAGGCAAUGAAGGUACCACAGCAGACUUGACCGCAACGCUCGAGGCUGGCUUGACCACCUCGGGGCCCGACUUGCAGCGCAUCAACAAGGAGUGGAAAGCCGCCCCUGGUCGAGAGAGGGCGUCGAAGAAGGAUCCACAAUUCGCGCAUCCCGCUCACAAGAAUCUCAUCGCCGACCCUUCAUUCUCUUUCCCCUCGCAUGACGUACUCAAAGCCUCCACGCUCACAUGUACUUCGCAUGAUGACUUUGAUGACAACAAUCUGAACGAAGGUGAGGAAACCACACAUUCACGCUCGGCAGAGUAUGAGUUGCGCGUACCGGGCCUGCCUUUGCUCGAUGGGGAAGUUGAGCUCCGCGAUGAGAUCAACGAGCUCGCUCAGAAGGCCAACGACACUAAAGCGCUCUCAAACUGGGAAGACUUUGAUGUGCCCACUGACGUGGCUGAUGCGCUCAGAAGCAUCGGUCUCGCAGCACCGUGGCCCUCGCAGAAAUUCAUCAUGGAGUGCACACGUGGUGGAAAGAACUCGGUGGUUGCUAGUGGGCCGUACGGAAGCGGAAAGUCGACGGGUACACUGAUCAAAGCGAUCGCAGAAGCCGUGAAGGCGAAUUUGAAGAGGCGCACCCAAGAGCGUGAUCAGAAGGCGGCGCUCUUGCGCAGAGAAGGCGACGUUGAAGGUGCGUCGGCGUUGGCAAUCUCAGAUUCGCGAGAGGCCCAAGACAGGAUUUCCCCCUUCGUUCUCAUCAUCUGCCCCACCCAUCAGUUGGCUUCUCAGAUGUCGCACGACAUCCGCCGCAUCAUCAAAGCAGGAAAUCUCAAGAUCCAGAUGGACUGCUACCACGGUGGUGAGGUCUUCCCAGCACGCACGAAGGACACUAAGCUAUAUGAUCCUGUCGACGUUGUCGUUGGUUGUGCCGGCAGAGUCAUGGACAUGCUGCAGAAGAAUAGAACCCUCUCCUUCCAAGCCGUCAAGAUCACGAUGUUUGAUGAUGCCAGGGUUCUUUUUGGGCCAACAUUAGACGACGAUCGCAAAGAGCACAUCAACGUCGUUCUUCAGUACAUCAACGUGGAAUGCGCGAAUACUAGUAUCAGUCUGAUCAAUACGACGAAGAUGCCUCCGAGUUUGGUCCGUGAAGUGUGUUCCAAGCUUCUCGAUUGGCAAGGUCAAGGCGCCGCCGAAGUCGUGUGGUCUGGAGGCGACGAUGAUGCAACCAAUCCCGAUCUUCGAUUCGUCAACAUUGCGGACACCAAAAAGCCAGAGGGCUCGAUCAUUGGCUCUCGGCGUGUACUUGCCCUGAUCGGUCUAAUCGUGGAGAUCUCUGUCAAUUCGUACAACAAAAUCGGGACGAUGUCUACCCUGAUCGGCGUGCGCACUCGACGCAUGUGCGAGAUUCUCGAGGAUGACUUGCUGCGCGGGACACGUACGAUGGGACUGGAUUUGGAGAGUCGUGUCCGCACAAUGCACAGCGAGCUCGGCGCGAAGAACAACGAUUACCAGUACAACGCUUUCAAUGAUGUGGUUGGCAAAGCUCACUUCUUGAUCUCCACCCCGGCGUACGCUUCAACAGGCCUCAACUAUGCGUGCAACCCCAACGUGAUCUGCUUCGACGUCUGUCGUGAUCAUCCUUCGGGGAGUGCUAUGGACACCUGGAAAGCGUUCAAGAGCCGCACUGGUCGCGUCGGCCGCGGUGGCCUCUGCAUCACUCUCCUCGAUCCAGAGCAUCACGAGGAUAAGCAGUUCAUCGUCAACAUCGUGCCCUACCUCCAGCAGCGCAAGAAGACCGUCCCGGAGUUCAUGCAAACCGUGUACCAGGAGCAUGUGGCCCAGAAUCAGCAAGUAGAAACACACCUUGCGCAGGAUGGAAGCUACAGUAACUUGGACGAAGAGAACGAAGAAGACGAUGGUGCUCGUGACGGAGAGAAGGAUGAUGCCGAGAAGACGGAUGCUGAGAUGGGGGACGGCGAGAAGGGUGAUGCCGAGAAGGGUGAUGCCGAGCAGGUUGAGCAGGUCGAUGCUGAGAAGGAGGUCGAUGCUGAGAAGGAGGUCGAUGCUGAGAAGGUCGAUGCCGAGAAGGUCGAUGCCGAGAAGAAGGUCGAUGCUGAGAAGGAGAAGGAGGUCGAUGCUGAGAAGGAGAAGGAGGUCGAUGCUGAGAAGGAGAAGGAGGUCGAUGCUGAGAAGGAGAAGGAGGUCGAUGCCGAGAAGGAGAAGGAGGUCGAUGGCGAGAAGGAGAAGGAGGUCGAUGCUGAGAAGCAGGUCGAUGCUGAGAAGCAGGUCGAUGCUGAGAAGCAGGUCGAUGCUGAGAAGCAGGUCGAUGCUGAGAAGCAGGUCGAUGCUGAGAAGCAGGUCGAUGGCGAGAAGCAGGGGGAUGGCGAGAAGCAGGGGGAUGGCGAGAAGCAGGGGGAUGGCGAGAAGGAGGGGGAUGGUGCUCGUGACAUUGAGGAGGUGAAUGGCAAGAAGGCGGAUGGCGAGAAUGCGUAA